AUGCACAGAAUUGGUGUGGAAAAGGGGGUAGAAUGUGUCGAUGUUUAUGGUUUUGAGGACGAUGUAUUGAGUUUCAUCCCGCGACCUUGUUAUGCCAUCUUGUUGUGCUUCCCUGAAGUUGACAAGGUAAAGGAAAUGAUGCAACCUAUUUAUAUGAAAAUGAAAGAAGAAGGCAGUGUGAUACCGGAUGGACUCUUCUUCAUGAAGCAAAAAAUAUCGAAUGCUUGCGGAACUUUUGCUCUUAUUCAUUCGCUUGCAAAUAAUGAUAAGCGCAUUAAUCUGGGAGAUGGACCACUUAAGCAAUGGUUAGAUACAGCAAUACCAUUAAGUGUUGAAGAGCGAUCUGACCUUUUGGCUGGAAAUUCCAUUCUUGCUGAGGCUCACGAUAAUUGUGCACGAAAUGGCGAUACUGAUUCAAAUGAAAGCGUUAGUCACCAUUUCAUCUGCUAUGUAAACUACAAGGAUUCACUCUAUGAGCUCGAUUCUGGUGCUCCUUGCCCACGGUUAUGUGGUCCGACUAGUGAUGAAACAUUUUUGAACGAUGUCGGAAAAGCAUGCAAAGUACUAAUGGAUCAGUUAAUGAGUGCUUCAUUCAGCGCUCUGGCCAUCGUUCGUGCUUCUUAA
Molecule: messenger RNA, 624 nt
Organism: Thelazia callipaeda (thelaziosis nematode)
Lineage: Eukaryota; Metazoa; Nematoda; Chromadorea; Rhabditida; Thelaziidae
Source: the annotation of a GenBank genome assembly